Linum tenue is the source of this 717-nucleotide messenger RNA. The record is from the annotation of a GenBank genome assembly. NCBI's taxonomy places the organism in Eukaryota, Viridiplantae, Streptophyta, Magnoliopsida, Malpighiales, Linaceae.
AUGGCUCGAAACCAGAUCAAUAUGAUCCCCAUCUCGGCCCUCAUCAUCCUCCUCACAUUCCUCCUGCCACAGCCCUCGCUCGCCGAAUCACCGACUGUCAGGAGCUCCCUGAUCCGGUUCAUGGACGCCCUCCGAGGCGGCGGCGAAUUAUCAGCACACCCGCCGCCGCUCCUCGACUGGGGCUGGAACGCCACCUCCGACCCAUGCACCGCCAAAUGGGCGGGCAUCCUCUGCGACCAGGAAUUCCGCGUCGUGGCCGUCACCUUAGACGGCCUGGAACUCCGAGGAGUCCUGGACGCCAGGACGCUCUGCGCGGCGACUCCAUUGCUCGCCGCGCUGUCGCUCCGCGGCAACGGGCACAUCCAUGGCCCGUUGCCGCCGGAGAUCGCGGAGUGCAAGAGCCUGACCAACCUCGUGAUUUCGGGGAACCGGUUCGAAGGCGCUUUCCCGCGCAGCCUGGGGAGGAUGAUGAUGACGGGCUUGCGCGAGUUCCGGGCCCAGGACAAUCAGUUCAGUGGGCCGAUUCCUGAGGUUGAGGGUUUCGGAAGCUUGGUGGGCUUCGAUGUUUCUAAUAAUAAUUUGACGGGCCCGAUUCCUGGCGGGUUAAGAACUUUCUCUGCAUCGGCUUUUGCCGGGAACCAAGGGCUGUGUGGGCCACCGUUGCCCGGGGAUUGCCCGUUCUUCCCUGCACCAGCCCCCGCGCCUGUGUUGGCCUGA